CACAGCAUUUACAUUGUAUUAGGUGUUAUAAGUAGCCUAGAGAUGAUUUAAAGUAUACAGGAGGCUAUGCAUAAGUUAUAGGCAAAUACUGCACUAUUUUACAUAGAGGUCCUGAGUAUUCAUGGAUUUUGGUAUCCGCAGGGGGUCCUGUAACCAAUCCCUUGUGGAUACUGAGGGAGGACUGUACUUGGUUUUUUAAGCAUUCCCCCUUCUUUUUUCCCCCCUAAGAGCACUACUUGUAAUUUUUAGAAUAUAAACAUAUAGAGACAGUCCCCUACUUAAAAUGAUUCAAUUUAGUAUUUUUCGACUUUAUGAUAGUGCAAAAGCAACACACAUUCAAUAGAAACCAUACUUUGAAUUUUGAAAUUUGAUCUUUUCUCAGGCUAGCAACAUGUGAUAUGAUACUCUCUUGUGAUGCUGGGCAGUGGAAGCAAGCCACAUGAUCAUGAGGGCUUAACAACCAUUCUGUACCCAUAUACUUUUCGCUUUCAGUACAGUACUCAGUAAAUUACAUGUUCUGCUUUUCGCUUUCAGUACAGUACUCAGUAAAUUGCAUGAGCUAUUUAACAUUUUAUUAUAAAAUAGGGUUUGUAUUGGAUAAUUUUGCCCAACUAUAGGCUAUUGUAAGUGUUCUGAGUACAUUAAAGGUGGGCUAGGCUAAGCUAUGAUGUUCAGUAGAUGUAUUAAAUACUUUUCCUACCUAAAGGUAUUUUCAGCUUAUGAUGGGUUUAUUGGGACAUAACCCCAUCAUAAGUCAAGGAAGGUCUGUGUGUGUGAUGGGGGGGACACUCUACCAUUGUACAAAUUGCAUUUUUAAUUUAACAGUAUAUUGUGAACAUCUAUUUCGUAGCCUUUUUUUUGUUGUUGUUGUUGUUGUUGCGGUACGCGGGCCUCUCACUGUUGUGGCCUCUCCCGUCGCGGAGCACAGGCUCCAGACGCGCAGGCUCAGCGGCCAUGGCUCACGGGCCCAGCCGCUCCGCGGCAUGUGGGAUCUUCCCGGACCGGGGCACGAACCCGUGUCCCCUGCAUCGGCAGGCGGACUCUCAACCACUGCGCCACCAGGGAAGCCCCGUAGCGUUUGUUUUAAUGACUGCAUAGAAUUCCUUUUUUGAUGGGCAAUCAACAUUUUUCAUGUUUUGCUAUUACAAAAAGGCUAUAAAGAAACACUAGUUUAACUUUAUUUUUGUGCACUUGUCUAGCUCUUUUUGGGGGGUAAAUUCCCAAUAGUGGGCUGCUCAAACAGAGAAUAUUUUACAGUGGGAGACUAUCAAAUUGUCCUCGAAAAAGUUUGCAUUAGUUUACGCUGCCCAGUAGUGUGUCUGAGUCCUUCCUCCCCGCCCUCCCACCACCCCGCCCUGCCCCAAUACUUGAAGACAAAGGAUGGUGGUAGGAUAGCAUUUGAGCAAGCUAUUGGAAGGAGAUAAUGGUAGGAGGUUACAAUUUCAGAAUGAACCACAUUGGAAUACUUUUAUCGGUGUUUAUUUUGGUUGACCAGUUGGAUAUUAUACUAUUAUUGAUCUUAUCAAGGCUCUUUGACUAAAGGAAUCAGAAAUAUGUUUGGGGUAGCUCAAAUAAGAGAUGUUAUUGUAGAGAUCUCUGAAUCCUCAGCUGGGCCUCGUACACGUAUUUCAAUACUUGGAAAAUGAGGAUUUGGUGUUUUUCUAUUCAUCUCUGGGACUUCAUGAUAUCUUUCAUCUCUAUGUUCUUGUGUUCUCAAUCUCAGUUUAUUUGUCUCUUCAAAUUUCAUCUUGCAUGUUGUCCAACUUGUUUUAACUACCUGUCAGUUUCAGAGCUCUCUCAAUGUCUCUCAGUUCAGAUUCUUAAAAGAAAUAGGUAGUUGGCCAGCCAGUGCUCUACUCAGCUCUUCCCAAAAGUGUGGAAUGUAAGUCUACUUCUUCUGUGGUUUGUUGGGAGUGGGAGGCAAACUGGAAACAAUAGGCAUAUCUAGUAUAUAUAAUUUGCAUUAUAUUCUAACUGUAGUGGUAAGAAAAGGGGCAUUCUGAGGAGAAAGAAUUAUGUAACAUAUGUGAAAAUCUCAUUGUCAAGCACCACACAGAUAUUAAUUCUUUUCAAAGGCAUAAGCACAGACUAGCACAUGAUAAAUGGUUAAUAUGUGCAGUAUUAGACUGCAUAUAUUAUUUUGUUCCACUAAAACAUGAGUUUAAAAUUUUUAUCCACUUUUUUUCUAAUUUCAGUCCCCAGAGUAGUGCUCAGCACAUAGAAGGCAGUCAAUAUAAUUAAUGUAUUUUACCUUAUCUUUCAGUUAAUAAUUUAAUUCAACAAGCAUCUAAUAUGCAGGAUAUUAUGCUGACUACUGUGGGUAGUUUUUGUUGUUGUUAUAAAUUUAUUUAUUUUAUUUAUUUUUGGCUGCGUUGGGUCUUUGUUGCUGCACGUGGGCUUUCUCUAGUUGCGUCGAGCAGGGGCUACUCUUCGUUGCGGUGCACAGGCUUCUCAUUGCGGUGGCUUCUCUUGUUGCGGAGCAUGCGCUCUAGGUGCGUGGGCUUCAGUGGUUGUGGCUCGCGGGAUCUAGAGCGCAGGCUCAGUAGCUGUGGCGCACGGGCUUAAUUGCUCCGCGGCAUGUGGGAUCUUCCCGGACCAGGGCUCUAACGCGUGUCCCCUGCAUUGGCAGGUGGAUUCUUAACCACUGCGCCACCAGGGAAGCCCUGUGGGUAGUUUUAAAAUAGUGACAGAUUAAAAAAAAGAGCGAGGGUUGUGGGGGUCUGCAUUCAAGGAGAUUAGAACAGAAAACAAGAUAAGAAAGGUAUACAUGUAACUAUAGUAUUUUGUAAGUUAAAAGCAGGUAACUUUUACUCCUACCACCUGACAGUGAUAAAUCCUGUUCUCUAAUCGUGUUAUCUAAUCCUACUUCUACUGGAUCUCUGUAGGCCACCUGCUCCAGGUCUUUUUAGUGAAGACAAUGGUUAUUUGGAAUUUUAAAGAAAAAAGGAUUGUCCUCGUUUGCUGAUCUCUUUCCACCAAGCUAUCAUGUAAACUGUUUAAUGAGUCUUGUCACAUUAGAAAUAUUAUAAAUUGGUAGAUCUUUUUAUGGCUUAUAACUCUGUGUGUGACAUUCAGCAUGUCCCCUAAAUGAAGUUCAGAAGUUUAAAAGAUUUAAGAGCUCCUCUGCAAGCCUUUUUCCAGUUUAGCCUGUACUACUUGCCCUUUUGAAUGCUUUUUUUUUCCUUUUCCUGUUUUGACUAUUAAUCAAUCAUAUUAGCCUGUUAGGCUUAGUGUUCCUGUCAGGCCUAUUAAAGAAUCGUGUAGUUUCUGCCACUAUGGUGAUUCUCCCUGAGUUCAGAGUGAGCAAGCAGACAGUCCCUGGGUGAAUCCUAGGGCUUCAUCCUUAAUCACCGUAUGGCUUUGGUUGUGUAUUAAAUAAAUGCUAAGUUAAUAAAUGGCAUUAGUAUAACCAGUCUUUUUAUUACUGUGUAUAUCCCAAUUGUUGUGGUGUUAUAUGCAUUUGUAAAAUGAUAUUUACAUAAGUAUAUCAAAGUGGAUAUUCAUUUAUGUAAAAUGUGAAUGCGUCUAUGUCCAUUUCUGAUAAUGUAAGCACCAGUUUCAGAAAUAUUAGGGGCUACAAGAAACUUGCAUGUAUGACAUUAUACAGAAUUCUUUUGUGAUAUCUUUGUGAGUGUAUUCAAAUAAGGAGGUCGUAUACAAACCUGUAAAGUGAAUGUAGGAAUAUUGAGGGCAUUGCUCCCCUAUGUAUCUUAAACUUUUGAGUUGGUGCAAAAAAAUGAUUGCAUUUUACCUGUCAAUAGUCAACAUCUGGCCUGCCUAUCUCCCAAAUUAGUGAUUUUCUCUUAGACUUAGAUGUUUACAGGUAUAUUCAUAUCCAGUGUAAGUAACCCAAGUGUACCAGUCUAUGAAUUAACUUAAUUAAAGGAUCUGUCAAGUUUUUAAAAUAGUUGAACAAAUUUUCCGGUUGCUGAGAAAAAUACCAAAAGCCGAUCAUAAAAUCUAGUUGAGUAAAAGGAGCCUUGUAGUUAAUCUGACCAGUUUAUGUGCAUUCUUUAUGUAUGAAUGGUCCCCACAGCCAGACAGCUGCAGAAUUUCUCUCCUUCCUAUAUAUGCUGGUACUAUUUUUUUUUCCUCAUUCUUCCCCUUCCCCUGCAUUACUGUUGUUUAUAUGUGUUGUGCAUUACUAUUGUCUGUUACUAUUUUUCUUCCUUUUCUGUUCUUCCUCUACUGUAGCAGUCAUUGGCAGUAGUGAUGGGAAAAGCAGAGGAGGGAGUAGGUGAGAAAUAGUGAGAAGCUAGAAGAAGUAAAAGCUGUAAUAGAACCUUCAUAACAUGCUUUCCAUCCUGUUGUAAUUGACUUAUAGGAAUAGUGAAAAUUAUGUUAUGCCCAUUCUUAAUUCUUACUUCGAUCCUUUUUCCCACCUCACUAGCUCAAGAGCCCCGAAAAUUCUCACCAUUUUCCCCAGCCCUGUGACUGCUCCUCAUAUCUUGGUUUCAAAUAUAGGCUUGAUGUCCUUUUACUAUAUCCCAGUCUCAUAUUUUUUUCCUCAAUUAUGAUUCUAAAUGAUUAGUAGCACUAAGUUAGGUUAUCCCUGUUGUGAUGAUGGAUAUUUAACUAGGCAUUGCCAAUAUUUACCUUGCUUACUUUCUUUUUCUUUGUUCUGUUUCUAACUACCCACACUCCAUUUGGAUUGGAAGACUUUGUUUUAUUGACAUCAAUUAUUAUUAUUAUAUUAUGUUCAUACUGCUAGGACUUGCCUGUUACUCUGAUCCUUAAGGUGAGUUUGCAUAUAUAUCUUAGACUCCCUUGUGUGUUGAUUUUUACCAUUUAACUCUCCAAGGACAACUUUAUUUGAGGGGGGAGGGGGAGGUUCUCAUUGAUACCUUAAUACACUGCAUACAGCUACUUAGGAAUAAGUCACAUCUCAUGGACAGUUCUAACAUUCAGCAUUAAGACUGAUUUCAGAAACAGAAUUUCGAAGAGCAUGUAGGCUAUCCUUUUGUCCUGUUUCCUGUUGUUCAGAGGAAAGCCAAGUCAGGCAUGUUCUAAGCAGAAUUAUUCUUUCUUACUGUUGAAUAAAAUUGAAAUUGUAUUUCAUUAUCUUUUAUUUAUAUCUAUUUGGUUUUGUGGGUUAAAAACUUGUUAGGGGUAGUUGUCAUUUAAUAGGUUUCACUAUAACAGUAAAAAAUACUUUAGUCUAAAAAGUACAUAGUGUACAUAUGUAAUAGAUGAACAGGGAUAUUAGUGUGCACUCUCUGCAUGUAUACAUUUUCUUUCUGUUUUUCUCCCCAAGCUUUUGAGUCUCUAACUUUUAAUGUCUUUUCAUUACAUUGAGAAAUUACAUUGAAAAAUUAUUUUGUUAAUAUGUUAAAGCCAUACUAUAUAGAGCAUUAUGGUAUUCUUAAGUAUUGGUAGAAUCCUCAUGAUAGUUAUUUUGUAAAUGUGUUUGCUUUCUGUUUUUCUCCCCACCCCUUUCAUUGUUUCACUUUUACUGUAAUUUCAGGUCCUCUUCUCAGUCAAGUAAGGUGAAAAAUAUUAUUAUGGAAUAUGCAUGCUGUUAUGGUGAUAUAGUUUAUUAAUAUACAGUUAUCUUCAUCUUCAUUUAAAGUAUUUAUUAAAGAACUUGCUAUAUGAUGAUCCUGAUUAAGGUGCUGUAAAAAUGAGAUAUAUACGACAUCUUUCAUAGAUUCAUUAUUUUCUAGCAUACAGAAAUGUAUGUCUAAGAAUGUAGACAAUAAUGCUAGACUUUCAAAAUAUAGACAAAAAUAAGUAAUAAAACUAUUGAUAUGUUUUUAACAGUUACAUUAUUAUUAAAGAGCAAGUAAAGCUUUAAAAUUACCUGUCACAUAGUGAGUGUUCAGUAUAUAUGGAUUAAUGGAAUAAGUUUAGUUGGUUGAUGAUUGAAGGGAAGUUGUAGGAAUUGCAAUUAACAAGGCCCAGGAGAAAAAUCACUAAGCACCGUUAAAAUUCAUGAGAAACUAAAGAACCAAAUUCUAUAGUUUAAUAAAUUAUUCUAGCUCAGUGUUUUGCAAGGGUUUUUUAAUUUAUGCUCCUUUCACAAACCUUCCUUUAAUGUUAGUUGAUGCUUCAAAACAAAUUUAGUAUCACUAAAACCAAAUCAUUAUUACCCCCCCACUUAUAGCAUAUAACCCUGAAAGAGAUCAUCUCAUCAAGAAUAAUUAUUUUUGCUAAUUUAAUAUAAAUUCCAGAUCCUUUGUUAUCAGGUGCUCUUCUAUGUCAUGUCUAUUUAAAUGUAUUUUCAUAACUAUGUUAGUAAUAAUUUACAAAUAGGUUGUUAAUUUUUAAAACCAAAGUUCUUUUAACAGAGUAUAAUCUGAACAAAAGUCAGAUACUUAUGGAGUUUUUUAUUUAUUAGGGUGGGGGGGAGGCAUGUGGAUAUAUUUUAAAUCAUUUUGGGUUAACUACUACAAAAGCACAACUUCUUACUAAUUUUUUUUCCUAUGAUUGGCAGAUUUUCUGGAUGUUUAAUUUAAUUUUUUGUUUCUGGUUUUCAGGCAUGUAUAAGACCAGGAAGAAAACAUAAUAAUAAUGAUUUUUAGAGCCUGACUUCUUAUGGAAACCAUCUUUUAAAAUUCAUCAAUAGUAAACAAUUGUCAGCUGAAAACUGUUAGUUCAGUCUUGGAGUUGGUAACAAUUUCAGUAUAUAUCAGUGUUCACACAGGUAUUUCUAAGGAAUCAGGAGAACCAAAGAAAUGAAGUUUACACCAUGGAUAGCACAGAGGAGAAGAAUGACAGCACAAAGGAGAAGAAUGACAAUUACAAAGAUGAUCUUCUGCUAAGGGUGGGACUUAAUGAUAAUAAAGCCGGAAUGGAAGGAUUAGAUAAAGAGAAAAUUAACAAAAUUAUAAUGGAAGCCACAAAGGGGUCCAGAUUUUAUGGAAAUGAGCUCAAGAAAGAAAAGCAAGUCAACCAACGAAUUGAAAAUAUGAUGCAACAAAAAGCUCAAAUUACCAGCCAGCAGCUAAGGAAAGCACAAUUACAGGUUGACAGAUUUGCAAUGGAAUUGGAACACAGCCGGGAUCUGAACAAUACCAUAGUACAUAUUGACAUGGAUGCUUUCUAUGCAGCUGUAGAAAUGAGGGACAAUCCAGAACUGAAGGAUAAACCCAUUGCUGUAGGAUCAGUGAGUAUGUUGACUACUUCGAAUUACCACGCAAGGAGAUUUGGUGUUCGUGCAGCCAUGCCAGGAUUCAUUGCAAAAAGACUCUGCCCACAACUUAUUAUAGUGCCCCCAAACUUUGACAAAUACCGAGCUGUGAGUAGAGAGGUUAAGGAAAUACUUGCUGAUUAUGAUCCCAAUUUUAUGGCCAUGAGUCUUGAUGAAGCCUACGUGAAUAUAACAAAGCAUUUAGAGGAAAGACAAAGUUGGCCUGAGGAGAAAAGGAAGUAUUUCAUCAAAACAGGGAACUCUCUAGAAAAUGAUAAACCAGGAAAGGAAGUUAAUAAACUGCGUGAGCAGGAACGAUCCAUCUCUCCUCUACUUUUUGAAGAUAGUCCUCCUGAUUUGCAGUCCCCAGGAAAUCCUUUCCAAGUGAACUUUGAAGAACUGAAUAAUCUUCAAAUACUCCAAAACUCAAUUGUUUUUGGAACAUCAGCUGAGGAAGUGGUAAAGGAAAUUCGUUUCAGAAUCGAGCAAAAAACUACACUGACAGCCAGUGCAGGCAUCGCACCAAAUACAAUGUUAGCGAAAGUAUGCAGUGAUAAGAAUAAACCAAAUGGACAAUACCAAAUUCUCCCUAAUAGACAAGCUGUGAUGGACUUCAUCAAGGACUUACCCAUUAGAAAGGUUUCUGGAAUAGGAAAAGUUACAGAGAAAAUGUUGAAGGCCCUUGGAAUUAUUACUUGUACAGAACUAUACCAACAGAGGGCAUUACUUUCUCUCCUUUUCUCUGAAACAUCUUGGCAUUAUUUCCUUCAUAUUUCCCUGGGUCUAGGUUCAACACAGCUGGCAAGGGAUGGAGAGAGGAAAAGCAUGAGUGUUGAGAGGACAUUCAGUGAGAUAAGUAAAGCAGAAGAACAGUACAGCUUGUGCCAAGAACUUUGCAGUGAACUUGCUCAAGACCUGCAGAAAGAAGGACUUAAGGGUAGAACUGUUACCAUUAAGCUAAAGAAUGUGAAUUUUGAAGUAAAAACUCGUGCAUCUACAGUUUCAUCUGUUGUUUCUACUGCAGAAGAAAUAUUUGCUAUUGCUAAAGAAUUGCUAAGAACAGAAAUUGAUGCUGAUUUUCCACAUCCCUUGAGAUUAAGACUUAUGGGGGUGCGACUAUCUGGUUUUCCCAAUGAAGAGGAGAAGAAAUGCCAACAAAGGAGCAUUAUUGGCUUCUUACAGCCUGGAAACCAAGCCCUGUCAGCCACCAGGUGUACACCAGAGAAAACUGACAAAGAUCAGUUUCUAAAACCUCUAGAAAUGUCCCAUAAGAAGAGUUUCUUUGAUAAAAAACGAUCUGAAAGGAAUUGGAGCUACCAGGACACAUUUAAAUGUGAAACUGUAGAUAAACAAAGUUUACAGACAUCACAAUUCUUCCAAGUUUUAAAGAAGAGGAUGAGUGAGAAUUUAGAAACAUUGGAGAAUUCAGAUAACUGCCAUAUAUUUACUUGUCCUGUUUGCUUCAGGGAGCAAGGAAGCAUCAGUCUGGAAGCCUUUAAUAAACAUGUAGAUGCGUGUCUUGAUGGACCUUCCAUCAGUGGAAACUCUAAAAUGUCCUCACGUUCACAUGCUUCCUCUACAGAAGUGAACGAGAAAGAAAAUGUCCAUGAUUUUGUUUCUGUCUGUGAGAAGCAGGAUUGUGAAACUCAUCAGAAGAAUGCAGAGAUCACAUCAGUAGAUUCUGUAGAGUUGGCAGAGACUACUGGUAAUCAAUCUAAUACAGAAGGUGUAGAUGUGCUAAGUAAUAAGCACAGUGAAGAGGAAUGUUCUAGUCUUCCAAGCAAAUCGUUUAAUAUGGAACACUAUCCUCAGAAUUGUUGCGCUGUUUCACUGGAAAAUGAAGAUGUUGCGUCAUUAGGAAGGAACGAGCCCCUACAACCUUAUUUAUAUGAAGUGAUCAGUGACCAAGUCCUCGUUUGUCCUGUUUGUAACCUAGAACAAAAGACUUCAGAUCUUACCCUAUUCAAUGUGCAUGUAGAUGUUUGCUUAAAUAAAGGCAUUAUCCAGGAACUGAGAAGAGAUAAGGUUAAUCCAGUUAACCAACCCAAAGAAAGCACCACAAGUACUGAUAACUCAGGCAAAGUACAGAAGAUUGGAACAAAAGCAAACAGGCCAGGACUGACGACAAAGUACUCGGCAUCAAAGAAAACAAAACCAAACAGUCCCAGACACACCCUUGAUAUAUUUUUUAAAUGAACUUUGAACAUUUUAUCAUUAAUUUUUGAUUGAAACUUGUUAUUUUAUAAUCAAUGAAUGUAUUCUUCCUCAUUCCAGGCUUACAGAUUCACUGAGUGAAAGGCAAGUGCAAUAAGCCCUCCCCAAAUGACAUUUCCUUUAUAUGAAUUUGGAAUAUAUACUAAUUUACUUCUGUAUAUUUUUUUGAUAACAAUGAGAAUUCCACUUCCAUUAUACUUCAAUUGGAAAUCAGUUCUGUUAGAGACAAUUUUAAAAUGAGAAGUUAGGAAUGGGAUCAGGAAGUGAUUUCCUUCUUUAUUAUGUUUUAUAGUGAAUAUAAAAACUUACAUUUAUAAGGGCUCUCAGAAGUUCAGAUAAACCUACUUUAGCAUAAGAAUUUUUCAGCACUUAACCACUUUGUUGGCACUGGACUGCUAUGUUUGAUCUUAGUAUCUUCUACAACUUUGUAUAAUUAUAUUUUAGCUCCUAGUAUCUUCAGAUACCUCAUGAACAUUCAUAAUUAAUACUUAUCUUAAGUUCUAUGAAGAGUAUUAGCUUAGCAGAACUAGCAUGAGUGGUUUUGUUACCUUCAGGAAAAUAAUGUCACAGUAUUAUUUGCUGUGUUAAAAGAAUUUUUGUUUAAAAUAUGAUUAUUCAUUUGAUUUUUUUAAUUUAAAAUUUCUUUAAUGAAUAAGCACUUGGUUCACUUUAAAAAAAUAUUUAGUCUAAGAUUCAAGGUAAUUAUUUUCUUAUCUAAGACUUUUAAAUAGCAAUAUUUCAUUUCUUGGCAGUUAUAUUUGUACUUUACACAAAUCUGUAAAAAAAGGAUAAAUUGUACACUCACUUCAUUUUUAUUAUGACCUUCUGGAGAAGAAUGUGCAAUUCAAAAGAUUAAUGUGUGUUAAAACACCUCAUUUAUCUUAGUUAUAUUUCUAUCAUGUUUUCAUUAAUAUUCGCGAAAGAAGACAGCUUAACAGUAGUUAGCUUAAGUAGUUGUUCCAAAUAUUUUUGUGCUAUCAAUAGAGGAGUUUUUAUCAAAAAAACAAUUAUUUAAUUGAAACAUGAAGAUGGAACCCAUUUUCUAUUACUGCUUUAAGGAACUGAAUCUUUUGUUCUCAUAUUUUUGUUUCUUUUCAUAUUUUAUAGCUCAUUACCUAAAUGUAUAAAGACAAUGUUUUAGGAGUAGCGUAAAUUAGAAUCUCACACAACCUUUGGCCAAAGUGUUAAUUUGACUUUAAAUUACUAGAUGGAUUAAAAUUAGGCUUAAUGUUUAUUAACAUACCAAUUUCAUGCCUAAUAUUAUUAUACGCUAUGCUUAAUACCUAGUUGUAGAGCUACGCUUCUUGAUUGUGUGAUUUACUUACAUUAAUUCUCUACAAAAUUAAGUUCAAUGAAGCACUGAUUUAAUGUAUUGAAAAGUAGAUGGAACCAUAUUUGUUCUUUUCUAUUCUAUUUUGUUUCAAGUUCAUUUUUAUUGUGUUUUCAACAUUAGAGUGAAUACUAAAUUAUUUUCACUUAGAUGAUUCAUUUAAUUGAAUGUUAUCAUUUAGUAAUAUUUAAUAAAAAUUUAAAAUGAAA
Molecule: messenger RNA, 10882 nt
Organism: Orcinus orca (killer whale)
Lineage: Eukaryota; Metazoa; Chordata; Mammalia; Artiodactyla; Delphinidae
Gene: POLK
Product: DNA polymerase kappa
Exons: 15
Coding region: 6689-9325 (878 amino acids)
Biological process (GO): error-prone translesion synthesis
Cellular component (GO): nucleus
Molecular function (GO): damaged DNA binding; DNA-directed DNA polymerase activity
Source: RefSeq, a predicted model, not a curated record